Seminavis robusta is the source of this 1249-nucleotide messenger RNA. Lineage: Eukaryota; Bacillariophyta; Bacillariophyceae; Naviculales; Naviculaceae. The record is from the annotation of a GenBank genome assembly.
UGACCACUUAUUACUUCUCCCCCAUCUCUCCAACUGGAAGAUCGUCUGUGUCAGCUUUUUAAAAUGACUUGUUCCGACAAGCUCGAUUAAUUGUUUCCAGGUUACAAGUCAGGGGUGCAGAAUGCAUAGACUACGAGUUGACAGAGUCCAGCCAUAGAGCGUGCAGCUGUCUCUAUUCGCUAUGAACAGCUACAUCGUACCGGUACUAGCUCGCUAAGAGCAAAAGAUCCACCAGCCAAAGCAGCAAGCAAGUAGCGCAUGAAAUGCAUGCAAACUCGAGCUUAGAGCAUUCAGGUUGUCGUGAACAGGCUCCCGAAGAAGUCCUGACAUCCGCACACUGCAAGACUAUGAGGCAGCUGGCUUGUCAGGUGGGUGCGUGUGGCUAUGAGGAAAGCUGCUUAACUUAUGGAUUUCAAAGAAACGCGAAUCCGUGACUUGAGGCUGACGCAGUGUCUCGUGGUACAGUCGUAUCUUUGCGUAGAAGCCCGUACGUGUGUACUAGCUAGCUAGUACUCGAGCACAAGUCAGUGUUUGCACCGUGGUCCUCAAACGAGGAUCGCUGAGUCACCCAUCCAUCAUGUUUCUGCUCUCCCCCAUCAACGCUCACAAAUUGAUCAUUUUUCUCGAAUUCAAUCAUUAUCCUUCCAACAUGAAGUUCACAACAACCAUCGCUGCCCUCCUGAUUGGAUCUGCCUCCGCCUUCACUGGCUCGGCCCCUGCCGCAAGAUCAUCCAGCACUGCCCUCAACUUGGCUGUGGGUGAGACUGCCCCUGAUUUUGCCUUGGUUGACCAAAAUGGAAAGACUGUCAAGCGAUCACAGAUCAAGAAGCCAUUGGUGGUGUACUUCUACCCUGCUGAUGCCACUCCGGGGUGCACAGUUCAAGCUCAGAGCUUCAACGAACAAGUCAAGGACAUUCGCAAGACUUUUGGUGCCGAGCUUGUGGGUAUCUCAGGCCAAGAUGUCGAGUCCAAGCAAGCAUUUGCUUCAGAGUUGGGAUUGGACUUCUCCAUCCUUGCUGAUGAAGGCGACGCAGUCCGAAAGGCAUUUGGAGUGCCAAGAGCCGCAUUUGGACUCUUCCCAGGACGUGUUACCUACGUGUUGGACAAAGACGGUGCCUGCCAAACUGUCUAUGACGAACUUGCUGAUGCUGCCAGUCACGUUGAAGUUGCAAAGGAAUCUCUUUCCGAAUUGAAGGGGGCUUCCAAGAAGGGAGCCUCCAGCCCCCUUGGCGCUAUUUUCGGCCGCUAA